Cottoperca gobio is the source of this 5865-nucleotide messenger RNA. Its product is annotated as zinc finger protein 512B. Gene Ontology annotation, molecular function: zinc ion binding. The coding region runs from base 312 to 2951 and encodes 879 amino acids. The record is from RefSeq and is a predicted model, not a curated record. Lineage: Eukaryota; Metazoa; Chordata; Actinopteri; Perciformes; Bovichtidae. The transcript has 16 exons.
GUGAAUGCAGCAGCAGAUGCGGGUCUUAUUUGUUCUCUCCAGCAGGAGGGCGUUCCGCCGACAAACAUACAAAUACAGUGUCGUGAAUUAUGCCGGUGUACGUGCUUCAUAUGUAGAUGCUGUCAAAGCUUAGGGUUGUAUCUCAAGAGUUAGUUUAAAGUCCCGGACCAGGCCUUCCUGGAUGUUAGCCCUCCUGGUGGCAUCACUGCCGGGGGAAAGGCGACAGAGGAGGCCAGGCUCGGAGACAUGGAGGCUAACCGUCUUCACGGAGGGAGUGAGCUGUAGGACGUGGUGAUUUCUGUGAGCCUAGAAUGGACCCUGCACACAUCGGAGGGGACAUGUCUCCUCUGCACGUGCCCAGAAAGAGGAGGUCUGUCCAGUCACAACCUAAAGGUGGUGUGCCAUGUCCAGUUGUUCAGCGAUUACCAGAAAGAACCUGUGACUUAAAUUCAGUUGGAUAUCCCAAGAAUGACGAGUCUGAAGCCCAGGAUGCUCUGAAGAUGAAGAGAACUUAUGGUAGAAAAAGGUACGAGGACCUCCAGAGUGUUUCCAUAGGAACAGUAGAUUACCCAACCACCAGCUGCUCAGUGAUGUCAUCAGGUGGCCUGGCCAAUGGGGCAGACCCAGGGUCCAUGGCUCCGCCCACUGCAAGGCUGCCUCCAAGACUGGUGGCGAAGGAUGUGUGGCCCCAAGGCCCCGAGAGCAGCAGGGAGCAGCCCCAGCCUCAGGACCACAGCUGGAACUCCAGCAGGGACAGAGGCCCCGACGCCUGGGCCCCGGGCCGAGACCGGCCGCAGGAGCAGGUCUGGAGCUCUGGCAGAGACCGAGCGGGACACUCCAGUCAAGACCAGACCUGGAUACCAGGCAGGGACAGGGAACAGACCGGGGCGGACCAGGCCUGGGCGACGGGCCGGGACCGGGGCCCCGAGCAGGGCUGGGCAGCCGACGUAGACCGAGGCCAGGAUCAGGCCUGGAGCGCAGGCAGGGAUCCGGGAAGAGACCGGGCCUCCUCGGGGCCGGAGCAGGCGUGGGGAACCGGCCGAAGCCAAGACCAAGGCUGGAGUAACACGAGCAGAGACAGAGGGCAUGUCUGGAGACCCGACUUGAACAUGAAGAAAGUCCUGAGAGUGGAGCUGGAGCAAGGUCUGCCUGGAAACAAUAGCUUCACUCAGCCACCAGGGGGCAGAGACUCCUGUUCAGAUGCAGCCAGUGAGGCGUCGACGGCCCCGCCCAGCGAGGAGCAGAAGCCCGCCGUCCUCUCCUCCAAGAAGGAGCCUCCCACCUACCCUGCAGGAAGUCAAGAGGAGCGUUAUCAGCUCCAGAUUGUGGCCAAAGGCAGAGUCACCUGUCCGAAGUGUAAAAGUGUGAGCAGGAAGACUGUGGAGGGGCUGAAGAAGCACAUGGAGAACUGCAGACUGCAACCCUUUACCUGCCAACACUGCGGGAAGCAGCUGAAGUCUUCCACAGGGAUGAAGUAUCACGUCAUGGCCGACCACAGCCACCUGCCGUCGGCAGAAGACGCCAAGAACCUGGAUGAUCGUGCCAUCAAAGACAAACUGCGCAAAAUCCUGAAGAGACUGGGCAAGUUAAAAUGCUCUAAAGAGGGCUGCACUGCUGCCUUCACCAGCAUCAUGGGCUACGUGUACCACAUGAAGAAGUGCGGGAAGGAGGAGUCUGAGCUGGAGAAGAUGCUGCUGAACUGUUCUCACUGCGGGAAAACCUACAAGUCAAAAGCGGGUCUGGAGUAUCACCUGAAAUCAGAGCACGCUCCUGCGCCACAGAAGAGCGAGGAAGACGAGGCGCUGAAGGCCCACAGGGAGGCCAACCCGGAGCGGACGGCCAGCGGCCGCGUGCAGCGAGCGUCGGCCCAGGUCGCAAACUUCCACCUGGCUGAGAUCGCCAACAACGAGCUGCCCAAAGACUGGCCCAAGAGGAAGUUUCAGUCGGACCUGGUGCCAGACGACAAGAAGUUGAAGUACGCCCGGCCGGGCCUGCCUGCCUUCAGCCAGGAGGUUCUGAGGAAGUGGAAGAAUGAGGUGAAGCUGCAGAGGAAGGUCCAGUGUCCCAAUCAGGGUUGUGGCUCCAUCUACACCAGUGUGUCCGGGCUCAAAGCCCACCUGGGACUCUGCACGAGGGGCGACUUUGAGGCUGGAAAGUACAGAUGUCUGAUCUGCAACAAAGAGUUCAACUCUGAGAGUGGAGUGAAAUACCACAUCAACUCCGUGCACUCUCAGGACUGGUUCGUGACAAACAAAAAGGCCUCCAAGAAGUUUGAGAAGUUCCUCAAAAACCAGCCCAAGGAGUUUGUGCAUAAUGUGGACAAGCAGAUCGUGGAUCACUGCCACCACCACCAUCAUCAACACCACCUCCAGCAUCACCACCACCAGCAGCAGCAGCAGCAUCACCACCACCACCAUCAGCAUCACCAUCAGCAGCAUCUGCAUCAGCUCCAGCACCCGCCCAUGCAGCACCCUCUGCAGCCGCUGCAUCACCUCCAGCACCAGACGCAGCUCCUCCACGCCGAGCACCAGAUCCUCCCUCCGCAGGUGGACUCUCAGAUGCAGAUGCUCCACUACACCCCUUUGGAGCCUCCUCCCGGUCCCAUGUGGGUGGAUAUGGACCGGGGGGGAGCUGUGCCGGGACCAGAGCAGGCCCCGCUCGAGAUGGAGAUAGCCGAUAUUGACAAACCAAGACAGGACGACGGCGGGAUGGUGGAGGGGAAAAGGAGAGAGAAGGCGGAGAGGGGGAAGGCAGACGGGAAGAGGAAGGAUUGCUUUGCUUUCGGUGGUGGCGGUGGCGGAGGCGGUGACGGUGGCGGCGACGGUAAUACUGGCAGCCCAUCCAGAGAACCAGAGGUGGAGCAGCAGAGACAGCUUGAGCAGUGGGACCUGAAACGGCCGGGCAUCAUGGAGCCGCACGCCGAGUCUGGAAAGGAGCAAAUGAACACUUAAAAAAAAAUCCACCUAAAAAUAAAAACACUUAAACCCUCGUCGCACGUCCGAGCUGAGAGUAACAGCGGUAGAAAGAGAUACCGGCGAGUGUCCCUUCCUUGUUUAUUAGCCGUGACGUAGAAGAACCCACUAGACAAACGCGUGAGAGGCAGCUGACCACAGAGCUGCAACCUUUUAACUUGUAGAAGAAGACGAUGCACCGUGGAGACGAGACGCACUUCAGAUGCUGUUUCUGUCUUGAAGCGGUCGUCGUGUAGACAAAUGUAGUAAACGUUUAUCUGUGUGUUUAUCCGUAACAGAUUGUUUUCACCAACUUUAAAUGUGUCUUAUUCUUUGAUAACCCUUCCUGUCUUUCAUGUUUACCUUGAAGGGGAAUAGUUACAUUAACCUACAGAGAGGCUGCUACAGUAUCGUGUGCCUCUUAAGUAUGAUCUGUGUAACUUCAUGCUUCUCUUUGAUCGGCCUUUCUGCUAUAACUCGAUAGAAAACAGGAUUCGUCACCUUGUCUCUUCCUCUAACAUAUUUCCAUCUGUCAGAUUUUCACUAAAUUCCUUUUUUUAACAGUUAACAGCAAUUUAGUUUAUGGCUGGCAUCAAGUUUAAGCAGGAAAAUCACUUCUGAAGCAAAUUCAUGGCAUGAAAAAACCAAGUUAAAGCAUUUCUAUAACAUUAAAGUAAUAGUUUGACAUCUUGGGGAACUAACUUUGAGAAGAUCGAUCCUAAAAAGUAGUUCCAGCAAGUCUCUCGAGAGGCAAGUGAGAAAAGAAAGAUUCUGGUCAUCCGUCGUCUGAGUGCUCUAAAUAGUUCUGUGUGUUUUAGAGAGCAUGGAAAUAUAAUUCUGAAAAGAGAUCCUGGUUUAACUUGUUGUUCAUAAACACGGGAGAGAAAACAAUUCAUAUCAGAUUUUAAAAAAUGGAUCACAACAUUUAUUUCUCACUUGUUGGGUGUAUUUUUGAGCCAUGCUAGCAGUUUGCACCCGCGUCCACUCUUUAUGCUAAGCUAAGCUAAGCGCUCCGUACCUAAAGCAGACUUUCUUCUCGUUUAAGAAGGUUUAUUUCCCUUAAUCCUUAAUUGUUGGACAAUUCUUUUAAAAGCGGCCUACCUCAUGAUAUCUAGUUUCCAAUAAAACAACAUAAGUUUAAAUACUCGAUGUGUUUACUCACAGGUCUGACUCCUAAAGAUGUCAACAUGUGGACACAUUUAAAUUGCAUUAAUCCAUCAUUUAAAACUAAAACAAAUCUACUUUCAAAGUUAUAGGACAUAUUUUAAUUUCCCUCAGCAUACGCAGCCCACCGACUGAGGAAAACCUCAAGUUAUGUUUGAAAGCUCUGGGAAAAACUAGAAAAGUGGGACUUUUUAUUUAUUUAAGAUGUUUUAUGGAAAUAAUCUCAUAUUUUUGAAUCCGUUGUAAACAUUCCACGCAGGAGUUUUAUCAGCAGGGAAAGUAAAAACUGAAGCACAUAAAUAUAAUUGUUGUUAACGGCUGAUCACAAAACAACAGCCGUUCUGUUCGUUGACGUUAACGCUGGAGACAAAAGACACAUGGAGGACGUCUGCCUCUUCUGCUCCAAGACAGAAUAUUUAACCGAUAGCAUGUAGCCUAAUGUUUAUGUAUUUAUGCAUUUUGUAUCUGCUAUAGUGACGUGUGGUUGUCAGCCAUCUGUUUGUGACGUUUCAACACCUUUAUGAAUGUGUUCAGUUUCCUCUCUGUUGUGCGGUUCGUCACCCGAGUGGAUUUGAAGACGUGGAAAGAGGACGAGCCUUUAAUGUGUUCACCUGACUCACUGUAAAACUGACGAUCUGAUCUGUUCAAAGUGCUUUACCCUUCAUUGACCUCCAUCAGAUGCCUUUUGGAAGAGUUUAAAAUAGAAACUCCUUUUACAUGGGAAGUAUUUCAGAACUCAUGAUUUUACAUAUAAAGCACCUGCAAGGAUCUCUUUAUGAUCACUGUGUUCCCUCUUACUGUCAUUUUACUCAAUGCUUAGUGAUGAAAAAGAUUUAUAUGGGUCUUUUUCUGGCUUUUAUUACUGUUAUUAUUUGUGUAGCUCGCGACUCCUUGAAAUUAAGCAACAUGCUGCGACACCUGCAGCCCAUCGUCAGUGUUCGUGUCUCAGAGCUGCAGCUAUCGACUAAUCCUUUGGUCUAAAAGAUGUCAGGAAAUAUUGAAAAAUGUUCAUCCCAGUUUCUCAAAAGUCUUUAAAUGUCUUGUUCUGUCAGUGCAAACCCCAAACAUAUCACGUUAGUAAUAUAUUAAACAAAAAAAGCAAGAAAUCUCCAUAUUUAAGAGGCUUUUUCUGCAUGAAACAUGACUUCAACGAUUCCUCCAUUAUCAAACGUCCACUUCAUUAUUAUUUCCCAUCGUCUUUAAUUCAAAAUGUAAACGCUUUAAAAAGUUGGAAGUUUCCUUGCUUUUGAAAUACUUCCCAUGUCCACUUAAGCUUGUGACCAAAUGUUAAUCUGUGCAUGUACUGUGAGGAAGUAACCUGCUCUACUAUUGGAAGAAGUCCAAGCGUUAAUGAGUGAAGUGUCCAACCUGUAGUUCAGUCAGUGAGACUCAGUGUUUCCCCCGGUCAUUCGCAGCUUGUGUCUUACUUUCUUUCUUUACAUCCCUCUGUCUUACAGAGUUAGUCCAAACAGGAAACCUGUAUAGUUCUAACUUUUAUAUUUUAGUGCCAUCAGAGGAGUCGUCGUACUGCAAAACCUCUGCAUCAUGUAAAUUAAUGUUAUCAAUGGUGACCAGGUUUGAAUGAAGGUUCACUUAAUAAGAUCGUAUCAUCUGUAAGCACACAAAGAUCUCAGCCAACCCUACGUUACAAAUCUGUACAUUUAAUAUGUUAUUACUUGUUUUUUAGAAUGUGCUGCUAUUUCGUAGCGUUGUUAUAACCACAGAUGAUUAAAAGUUUAAUUAAUGGUCA